Molecule: messenger RNA, 183 nt
Organism: Perkinsus marinus ATCC 50983
Lineage: Eukaryota; Perkinsozoa; Perkinsida; Perkinsidae
Exons: 1
Source: RefSeq, a predicted model, not a curated record
AUGAAAACACAGCUUGAGGGCAUCCCGAAGGCUCCUAGCCUCAGCAAUGCACCUUCGAUCAUCCAACCCUUAUACGACUAUGGAGCUAAGCAUUUUGCCCUCGCUGUCAGGAAUCACGAGGGACUAGUGCUAUAUCUCGAUAGCGCACUGGGUAUGAACGCGAUUCCUGGACCUAUGCGUGAA